Melospiza melodia melodia is the source of this 1856-nucleotide messenger RNA. It is a transcript of the gene SNAI1, whose product is annotated as snail family transcriptional repressor 1. Bases 26 to 790 code for a protein of 254 amino acids. Gene Ontology annotation, biological process: regulation of DNA-templated transcription. The transcript has 3 exons. NCBI's taxonomy places the organism in Eukaryota, Metazoa, Chordata, Aves, Passeriformes, Passerellidae. The record is from RefSeq and is a predicted model, not a curated record. Gene Ontology annotation, molecular function: RNA polymerase II cis-regulatory region sequence-specific DNA binding; DNA-binding transcription factor activity, RNA polymerase II-specific.
CUCCGCGCGGCACCGGGGCUGCAAGAUGCCGCGCUCGUUCCUGGUGAAGAAGCACUUCUCGGCCAGCAAGAAGCCCAACUACAGCGAGCUGGAGAGCCAGGCCGUUCUGGCCGCCCCGCUGCUGUACGAGACGUGCCCGCUGCCCGUCAUCCCCCCGCCCGAGGUGCUCGGCCCCGGAGCCUACUACCCUCCGCUGGUGUGGGACGCGGGGCUGCUGUCCAGCCUGUUCCCGGGCGGCCCGGGCAGCGAGGCUGCGGGCGGCGCCGCGCCCGCCCUGGACCUGACGGCGCUCUCCAGCGAGGAGGAUGAAGGCAAGAGCUCGGGGCCGCCCAGCCCGGCCUCGGCCCCCGCCGCCGCCGAGCGCUUCCGCUGUGCCCAGUGCGCCAAGGCGUACUCCACCUUCGCCGGGCUCUCCAAGCACAAGCAAUUGCACUGCGACGCCCAGGCCAGGAAAUCCUUCAGCUGCAAGUACUGUGAGAAGGAGUACGUGAGCCUGGGGGCUCUCAAGAUGCACAUCCGGAGCCACACGCUGCCCUGCGUCUGCAAGAUGUGCGGGAAGGCGUUCUCCCGGCCCUGGCUGCUGCAGGGCCACAUCCGGACGCACACUGGUGAAAAGCCCUUUUCCUGUACACACUGCAACCGGGCCUUUGCUGACCGCUCUAAUCUCCGCGCCCACCUGCAGACCCAUUCAGAUGUAAAGAAGUACCAGUGCAAAACCUGCUCCCGGACUUUCUCCCGCAUGUCGCUGCUCCACAAGCACGAGGAGACGGGCUGCUCCGGCUCUCGCUGAGGACUCUGCUCCCCAGGCCUCUCCCAUCACCAAUUCCCAUAUUCUCACUAGUUUCUGUAGGAGUUAGUUUCCUCCGUGGCCAUCGCAGCGUGCGCCGGGCCGGACGCUGCUCCUCUGGCCCCUCGCCCUCCUCACUUGGUGCCUCCAGUGCAAUGCAAGAGCCCGACCAUGAAGGAUGCUGGGUUGGAAGGGACCCGUCAGGAUGAUCGAGUGUGAUUCCUGGCCCUGUGCGGGACACCCCAGAACCCCGCCGUGUGCCUGGGAGCUUGCUGAGCUUGGUGCUGUGGCCCAGCCUGGCGCCGGGGGUGCAGCCUGCGCUCCGUGCCCGCUGUGCGAGCCUCGGGGGUCACGGUGCUGCCCUCGGCACCUUGCAGGGCUGGACCUGCACCCUCCAACACUGCGACCAUGUAGCUGGGAGGGGGUUGGGGGGUUUGGGUUCUAUUUGUUGGGUUUUGUUGUUUUGUUUUUUUUUUUCUUUUUUGUAACACCGUAACCACUUGGUAACUUUUAGGAACCAGUAUUUUUUUAAUGAAGGACAAGACACUCCCCCCGUACCCCGAGUGUAUAUAACCCGCCUGUAGAAGGUGUAACUAUGCAAUAAUACAGUAUCCCAGUAGUUGUGAAGCAGCUGCUUCUCCCCAGCACAAUGACAAUUUGCAAUGCCUGCGAGAUUAACAGUGUCCAUGAAAGGCAGGGGUAGCCAUUUCAAACCCCAGCCCUGUUUACAGAGCAGCUAUGCACUCAAGCACCUGUUAAUAUGACUCUUAACAACUGCUUUUCAAGAGAACUGUGACUAAUAGCAGGCACUUGUCAGCUGAUACAAUGGUGGCCUGUCCCAAGGCCGUCCAUCGACAGGUGUGUGCCAAAAGCCCUAUUUAUGGGUAUUGACAGGUGCCUCCUGAAUGCAUCUUUCUUUGGACAUUGUUUUCAUGGAACCAUUACAAAGAGGAUGUUUACAUUUCAAAGGUACACUGGUAUUUAUAUUUUUGUGCCACAAUUUUGUACUGAUGAAACUUUUUAUAUAAUGAUAUACAAUUUAUUGAUAUUCAAUAAAAUCGUUAAUUUA